This is a messenger RNA of Hemisphaericaspora subhashii, 2808 nucleotides long. RefSeq lists its product as uncharacterized. The transcript has a single exon. The record is from RefSeq and is a predicted model, not a curated record. NCBI's taxonomy places the organism in Eukaryota, Fungi, Ascomycota, Pichiomycetes, Serinales, Debaryomycetaceae. Gene Ontology annotation, molecular function: phosphatidylinositol binding. The coding region runs from base 1 to 2808 and encodes 935 amino acids.
AUGACACAAGAGGAUCAUAUAUCAAAAGAUGGUUCAUCUGAAGACGCAAGCUUUUUGAACCAAUUGACUCCAACACAGGAACAUUUCUUAAAGAAAUAUCUCCUUGAAAAUAGAUUGGUUGAAGAAUUACACACAUUCUCAGAUCCUUUAGCAUGUCAAUUAUUAGGGAAACCCUUCAAAACCAACUUACCCAAAAAUGGACUUAGUGAAUUGCCAUUAUUAUCCUUCUUCUUUCAAAAUUUCCUUGUUUCAUUCCCAUUUAUAACCAAUAAUUCAGAAAAGAAUCAAGAAAAGUUCUGGCAAGGCACUUUACAGCCCUUCAUCGAAAGCCUUAAUCUGAAACCAUUAAGUAAUUCAGAAGAGAGACAGGAGAAUAUAACCAAAAGGAGGCAGAUCAAUAAAAAAUUCUUGUCACUAUUAUUAUUAUUUUAUAAUUCCACCUUGAUAACCAAACAAGAACUAACCUAUUUAAAUGAAAGUCAUUAUAAACCAUCAGAUACUGGGAAAUUAGAUAAAUUCCAAAAUCGGUUACAAGAUUGCAGUUGGAGGUAUGGUUUAGAAGAUUAUAAUUCAAUGAAAUUUCUAAAUGAUAUUAGUAUCAAUAUAAUAGCAGUCAGGACCAUCAAAGAUAAAUUGCCGACAGAAGCACCUUCUCAGUCAUGGACAAGAUAUUUGUUUUCUUCCGAAGAUGCACCUCCGAGACAUCACUAUGAAUUUGUGAUUCAGAUAGUGACUCGUGAAAAAGAGGACGCAUCUUAUUCUUAUGAAUCCCUGUUUAUAUCACGUCAUUACAAGGAAUUUAAAGGUUUGGAUGCCGCUCUUAAGAAAGCUUUCCCCGGAAUCAUGUCAGGAGAAGUUUCAAAUCUACCCCGUAAAGAAAAAAAUGAUUUAGGCUAUAAUGUAACCUCAAGAAGCGGUUCUAUUGAUUCCACAUUUGAAGUUGAAGAUGAAGAUGAAGAUGAAUCCAAUGGUUCCCUUGCUCGUGAAAAAUUAAGAGUGGCAUUGAGAGGGUAUUUGCGGUCUGUUACAAAGAUUCCAGCUCUAGCUCAUUCAAUUAUCGUUCAAGACUUUCUUUUAAAUAAAGAGCAUCUGUUUAGUAAAUUAACGACAGAAGACUUGAAGGAUUAUAAUUUAAGAAUGGAUCAUGAAGAAACGAUGCUCAAAACAAGAUAUGAAUUCCAACAACAAACUACUAAGGUUAUGGCUCAGUUUGCCAAAGAUUUCGAAGACUUUACCCAGAAUCUUAUCAUGAACCCGAAAACUAUAUCUGAACUAUUUGAAGACCUUGGGAAAACUUCCGACAUAAAUAAACUAUCCCCACUUUUCAGAACAUUUAAUGAGUGGUGCAAAUUAGAAAUUGCUGCUACCCUAUAUGAGACAUUUUUAUCACAGGAUAAUUCGAAUGAAUGGUUUAAUAAAUGUAAAAAAUUUCAUCGUUUGUUUCCAUACUCCAUAGUUUAUGGAAUUCUCAGGUUUACAAACCCAGUAAAUAUUGUCUCCAAGGUGAUUGAUUUGUUGUUAAUUAAUAUUCCUAGGUUCCUGUGGCCAUCUUGGGGUGGCAAACCAGAAGAAGAAAAGCAAAAUGGGACAAAGAAACCUGGUGCUCGAAACUUACUUUCUUUAAUUUUCAUAAUGCUUUUAGGGGAAGAUUUGAGUACUUAUGAGAAAGAGCUUAAAAACUUACGACAGGAAAAAUUGGGUCCCGGAUAUAGUUUAUUCUUGAAGAGACUUGAGAAUUAUACAAAUUUAACCUAUGUGGAAAUUAACCUAAUUAAGGAUGAAGCGAUGGAAAAAUCCCAAGAUUUACUAUUGACUAUUUUAUCAACCGAUUUGUUGGAGCCAAAGGUUACCGAAAGGGAAGAUAGAUUUAUAUUGAAGGAAGCAUUUCGAUCACAUGAUAAAUAUGUCAAAAUUGUCGAGGAUAAAGAUUUGGAUUCUGCCGAGCUCUAUCUAAAUCUUAAACAAUACUGGCAAAUUCUUGUUCGUAAGAAAGACAAAGAUGUAAUGAAACAAUUAUGGGAGGAGCCAGAGCUUACCAAUUUGAUUAAAGAUGUCCUUUCAAUUUUCUAUCAACCAUUGAUGAAAUUGUUCGCGAAAAGUGAUGUUCAUAUUGUAUUUAGGGCAUUUCAGAAGUUUGCUGAUGAUCUUGUGGCUACUUUAACUAAAAUCAAUAAUGAAGAAAUCUAUUAUUUGAACUCCAUGGAAAUCUACACCAAAUUGAAACAACUAUUGGACAACCAUGAGAAGAUUAUCUGGGAAUUUAUACAUAAUAUCUAUAUUAAGGACGACCAAAAAUUAUUUUUGAAAUUGAUUAAUUGGAUAGAAAAGUUUUUGGCUAUGCUUAGAUUAAAGUUUGCGGAUGAAGAAUUGGUUAAGAUGCAACUCUCUACAAAUGGAUUAGUGAUUGACGAAGAAUUAGCACUUCGACAAUUGGAUGCUAGAGUUGCACUAGUUGUGCAAAGAAGAAGACUUUUUAAAGAAUACUUACUGGCAAAAUCGAGCAAUAUUCAGACUGCUGAAGACAUGCUUGUUAAAGAAUGGGAUAAUAUCAACGAGCAGGCUCUUGGAAAUGCAAGCAGUGGUGAUUUUGGACUUCAUCUGGAAGAUUUGGAGGAAUUCAAUAAUUUGAAUUGUGAAGGAGAAUUGGAGACCAACACGAAGCAAAGCGACCUUGAAAAAUUGUUAUCGACAAAAUUACGUGAACUUGAAUUGGUGAGCAAGACUGUGGGAACGAGUGAGUUGGAUAAAUUAGAUCCAUUUGUCAAGGCCGAAUUGACUAGAGUGUUGGGAGGGAUUCAUAUAGAGUAA